AUGAAGCAUAAUAUUUGGUUCAUGGCAGGCUUGAUAACCCUCGGACUGUGCACCAUGCUGGACUGUGCGACUUCAGGCGAGUCAUCGGAAAGAGAGUUGAUCAGCUCGCAAGAUGAAGCCGAUUUGCUGAGCAACUGCGACACGAUUUCUGGAAGAUUUCUCAUGGCCACCAAAUCUGGGGAAUCUAGUAACGUCACUAUUUCACUACCGAAUUUGGUCAAAGUGAAUGGGACUCUAUUCAUCCACGACGAUAUCUCUUUCUCCGCUCCAAAACUCAGGGAGGUUACAGGGUCAUUUGCGCCUAGCGGACGAGACUCGCUCCCACUGUUGGAGACUGUCGGUCAAACUCUUUUCAUCACGAUGACAGACGUACCAUCACUAUCGUUCCCGAGCCUGGUCCGUAUAGGCUCGUUUUUCUUUGACGGGGUUUAUGGCCUUAAGAGCAUCACGUGGGGUCCAGCCGGCUUUCCCGCCAUAACAGAAAGAUCAGGAAACAUCAGAAUUCAUGAGACCGACAUCGAAGACAUUGACUGGAUCUUCGACAAAGAUCGGGACUAUGGAAUCAUCUCCAUUCAAGGCCAAAAUAUCAAGAAACUUACUGUCACUGCCCAGACCAUCGAUAGAUUGGAUGUUACAGCAUAUGGUACCGAUAGGGAAGUUGAGGUCACAUUCGAUAUGCCUCGCGUGGAAGGCAGACUACACAGCAAGAUCAACACCUUAGCUUUGAACGGAGUCCGAAGCUUGAAAUACAUAGAGCCGCCGUCUUCAGUUGGGUAUUUGUCUGUGCAGAGAUGUAGCAUGAUUCGCCUGGACAUUCCUUUUCAGGUUAGCGAUUCACUAUUUAUCAGCGAAAACCAGCAACUGGUCAACCUAUUUUACGGCGUAAACUGGAGAAACUACGGUGAUACUAGCGGGCGAUACGAUGCGGGGGCCAUCUACAUCGUGGAGAAUCCGGCUCUAGUAAUGGACUUCAACACGACUGACUCCGUCACCAACGCAUCUACCGGCGCUUGGCGGUGGCCUCAAAGGACCAUGAAUACGCUUGUCAUGAAAGGUUCGAAAUGGUCCACAGGGUUUUUGUAA
Molecule: messenger RNA, 1083 nt
Organism: Colletotrichum gloeosporioides
Lineage: Eukaryota; Fungi; Ascomycota; Sordariomycetes; Glomerellales; Glomerellaceae
Exons: 2
Coding region: 1-1083 (360 amino acids)
Source: RefSeq, a predicted model, not a curated record